AUGAGCGAAUCGUCCCCGGCUCGCCCAUCCACGUCCUCGCCCAAGGUCCGGAAGCGGCCUAGCACAUUGUUGGAAGUGUCUACUAUUGCCUCCAACCCUAGUGUGCUCUCGCUGGAUGAGCUGGCAGAGUGGGAGGAUUCGCUUGCGAGUCUGCAACGCAAACCCUCUGCCGAUGAAUUUUCUCGCAUUGUGAAUGAAAUUAGUUCGCACCGACGUUUAAAUGGUGGGCCAAGGCAUAGGAAAAGCCAUCAAAGCUUUGCUAGUAGCGAUGACGGUCGAAGCACCAGCAGUCGGUACGCUGCCAUGGAGGGCGAUACGUCAGCGCUGCCUCUGCGACUGUGCUGUUGUGGCCAGACUGAAUGCGAUGUGGCGCAACGUGUAUCGCAGCAGCUGCAGGAUAUGGAGUCGGAUCUGCAGCUGAGUGCCGAAAUUGGCCAGGCGCUGUUACAGCGCCAGGAUGCCAUUGUUCACCGUGCGCAGCAAGAGUCCGAAGAGCAUGCCCAGCAGCGCGAUCAGCUCCUGGGCCGCUUAUCGCAGAGUAUCAAAGAGACACAGCGGCUUGAGCACCAGCUCUCUCAAGCGCAAUUCAACUUGGAAGCCGCCGACCAGAGUCAGCAUGCGCUUCUGGCCGAAUUGGAGGGGGCGCGGCAACAGCUCAAGCAGAUGAAAAUGCACCGUGUCAAAGUCACGCAGCUCGAAGCCAGGCUCACCCAUGUACGUACUGAGCUUGAGGAUACCAAGGCGGAGCUUGCGGCGGAACGACGUCGACGCGUUUCUGCGGAGAAGAAGCACAAGCAGCUCAUGGUACAGCGUUGUUCGGAGCUAAGCGAGCGCCUGGAAGAAGAGGCCCAACGAACACGUUUUACACAGAGUACAGCUCAGGCGUAUGCAAGGGCAUGGGAGGCUGUACAGGCACGCUUGGCGUCGGCCCAUGUGCCAGAUCAGAGCGACGGCUCCUUGCCGGACGAUGCUCUGCGUUCGAUGGUGGAGGAACACGAGGCGUUGUGUCGUGACCACGAGCAUUUGCAGUCGCUCUUGCAAGCAGCGAACGACGAGGUAGCACAGCUCCAGGAAGCGGCCGAGAGUUCCAUGCCCCUUCCACCGGCGCUGGACAUGGAGCUGGCCAACUCUGUACGCGCGCCUUCUUCUUCUUCUUCGGUGCUCGACCCACCGUCGGGCAGUGAUAAGCUCUUGGACUAUGUACACGAGACGACACCCUCCCUUCACUCGCACGAAGAUACCCACUCGCACGACACUGGCUCCUUGCAUGCCUUUGGAUCAGAGCAUGGCGUCCCUGAUCCACCGCAUGAGACUCGGUCAGCCCUGCUUGGCUCCUUGAUGGAUACGGUAUCACGCACCUACACGAAGCUGCAACAGGCCGAUAUUGAUACACUUGCUACGCGUCUGCAACGUCAGAAACUGGCAGGCGAUGUAGCUCACUUGUCACGCACUACGAUCCAGGCCAAUAUCCGGGAUAUCGAAGGCAUGAAAGAGCAUUUCCGUGUCCUCCUCGAGAAAGAAGCUCGGCGUGGCACGUCGACACAGGGCAGCCUAGUCACGCGUCGUGACUUUUUUGCGCUGGUCAAGCUUCAUCGUGAAUCGUUGCUGGAGUUGGCACGCCUCCGACGCUGUGUCAAUGAUAUCCAACUGAAUCCUAGCCAGGCAUCCAAGCUGUUGCAUGAGCAUCUAGGUGCCAGCACAACUGUGAGCAGUCAACGCAGCUGGAUCUCACGCAUGCUCACAGGCGUGCUGUCCUCAGACACGUCCUCCUCGCCCGAUACCACACCCCCCUCCACCCCGUCGAUCAACGAAUCGGCCUUUGUGCGGUUUCCCACCUCGGAGCCUGUGGCGGCAACCACACCAUCCGCCUCCCUCCCUAUGCCCAUGUCUCGAGCUUUGCCUGAGCAUCGCACUGCCGCGCCGCCAUCUCGGAUGCUGCCUCGCGCGAGUGCGGCUGUGAUGUCCACGUCAGUAGCUGUGCACGUACAUGGCAUGCACUCCUCUGGCAAGCCAGGUAUGCUCAAGACCAAGGCAUCGCAGCCCAACCUCUUGCAACAGGCGGCCGGAGGCUCGCGUCGCGUAGUGUCGCAGACGCCCUCGAUGCCACCUGUGCCUGCAUGGCAUGAGCCCAUGUUACGUCCCCGAGCACGUGGCCUUAGUGACAGUUCGAUUCACAGCACGUUUUUGGAACAUGGUGCUACGUCCGAUGCGGCAGUUGACCGUGUGCUUACGCCAGCGGCACUCACCCUGUCGACCGACUAG
Messenger RNA from Malassezia pachydermatis, 2262 nucleotides. RefSeq lists its product as hypothetical. Bases 1 to 2262 code for a protein of 753 amino acids. The record is from RefSeq and is a predicted model, not a curated record. NCBI's taxonomy places the organism in Eukaryota, Fungi, Basidiomycota, Malasseziomycetes, Malasseziales, Malasseziaceae. The transcript has a single exon.